Silurus meridionalis is the source of this 2855-nucleotide messenger RNA. RefSeq names its product K(lysine) acetyltransferase 5b (gene kat5b). The record is from RefSeq and is a predicted model, not a curated record. Lineage: Eukaryota; Metazoa; Chordata; Actinopteri; Siluriformes; Siluridae. Bases 120 to 1745 code for a protein of 541 amino acids. Gene Ontology annotation, molecular function: histone acetyltransferase activity. Gene Ontology annotation, biological process: regulation of DNA-templated transcription. The transcript is spliced from 15 exons.
CGUGCUCCAAAAAAAUCGAUUCACUUCUCCAGAAAUCAGCUCCAGCUCCAACCGCUGCUUGGCUUUGAGUCUGGCAUCCCAUAAUUCUUUGCGCGCGCAGGUUUACGCUGAUAACCAAAAUGGCGGACUCGGUGCCGGAACUUGUAGAGGGCUGUCGUCUUCCCGUGCUCAGAAAAAAUCAAGAAAACGAAGACGAAUGGCCAUUGGCGGAAAUUCUCAGUGUCAAAGAGGUCCCUGGGAAAAAGCUCUACUAUGUUCACUACAUCGACUUCAACAAGCGGUUGGAUGAGUGGGUCACUCCAGAACGGCUGGACAUGAAAAAGCUCCAGUUCCCUAAGAAGGAGGCGAAGACACCCACGAAGAAUGGCCUGCCUGGCUCUCGGCCCAGCUCUCCAGAACGAGAAGUGAGGAAGAGUCUAGAUCUCAACGUUCAGUCUGCUUCAGCAUCGUCCAGAGGCAAAACCCUUCCCACACCGAAGAGGAAAACAGAGUCUGUGUCCUUAGCAUCACAAGUUCCUCCCCCAAUAUCAGUGCCUUCACUCCCGAGUUCAGCAGAGGCCCCACCGGCGUCUGUGUAUCCUACAGUCCGGGAAACAUUCACUACCAAAACCAGAGAUGAGCACGAGCAACAUACCUCCCUCACCACGCAGAACGGCACUGCGCGCCGUAUCCUUUCGUCUCAGCCUGGCAGGAAGAGGAAGAUCUGUGGAACGGACGAGGUAAGCACAGAAAUGGUAAAGGUAUUCCAGUAUAACAGCCCUCGCCCCGCCAGUGGCUUUCUGCCGCCAGGAGAGGAUUCGCAGGACAGCUCGGACGGCAUCCCCACUGCCCCACGUAUGACCGGUAGUCUGGUAUCCGACCGCAGCCAUGACGACAUCAUCACGCGCAUGAAGAACAUCGACUGCAUUGAGUUGGGCCGACAUCGACUCAAGCCCUGGUACUUUUCCCCGUACCCGCAGGAACUGACCACGCUGCCCAUCCUCUACCUCUGCGAGUUCUGCCUCAAGUACCUCAAGAGCCUAAAGUGUCUACAGAGGCAUUUGACAAAAUGCAAUCUCCGGCAUCCACCAGGAAACGAAAUCUACCGCAAAGGGACCAUCUCCUUUUUUGAGAUUGACGGCAGGAAAAACAAAACAUAUUCACAGAACUUGUGUUUAUUGGCAAAAUGCUUUCUGGACCAUAAGACCCUGUACUAUGACACAGACCCGUUUCUCUUCUAUGUAAUGACGGAGUAUGACUCCAAGGGCUUCCAUAUAGUUGGCUACUUUUCAAAGGAAAAAGAGUCUACUGAGGACUAUAAUGUGGCCUGUAUUCUGACCUUACCACCAUAUCAGAGGAGAGGCUAUGGCAAACUGCUAAUCGAGUUCAGUUAUGAGCUUUCCAAGGUUGAAGGUAAAACAGGAACCCCAGAGAAGCCCCUGUCUGAUCUGGGCCUGCUGUCCUACCGCUCUUAUUGGUCUCAGACUAUUCUCGAGAUCCUCAUGGAACUCAAAUCAGAUACUGGAGAAAGACCACAAAUCACCAUCAAUGAAAUUAGCGAGAUUACCAGUGUAAAGAAAGAGGAUGUAAUAUCAACUCUACAGUACCUCAACCUCAUCAAUUACUACAAGGGGCAGUACAUUCUCACACUCUCGGAGGACAUUGUAGAAGGUCAUGAACGUGCCAUGCAAAAACGACACCUCCGUAUUGACCCUAAAUGCUUGCAUUUUACCCCAAAAGACUGGAGCAAACGGGGCAAGUGGUAGAAACAUGCUACACUGCAAACUCUGGGACUGGAGCUUGGAGAACUGCAACGUUUGACCCGACUACAUUGCAAAAGUCAGUUUAUAGGCCCUGAGUCCCUUCUAUUGUCUUAAUCAGAAAUAGACAAAAAAUAAUUUGUUAUUCUAGUGAUCGUGCUUUGUGAUCAUCAGUCAUAAGAUUGUGUCAUUGUGUACCUUUUUCUGACUCACAUUGGUGUUUGAACAAAGAAAGUGGAUCUACUUCAGAUUCAUCCACCUUCUUAUUUUGAUGCCCCUAUCUCCAUCACUCUCAGUCCUUUUAUUCAUCGCUGCAAUCGGUGUGAAUGAAUGAAUUCACCAGAAACUCACUUUCCACGAUCUCAUAAGCGAGUUAUCAAAUCAAAAGACUCAGUAACUCAAAUCACAGACAUUUUUUGAUUUUUACCAGCACAUCCACAUUGUGUGGAUUCUACGCACAAGCUAAAGCUAACCUGAUGUUUGAUUUUGGGUGUUUGUACAUAAUAUACACAGUUGUCUUCUUUUGUAAAGGAUGUUUUUAAACUUGGUAUUGCAUCUCUCUGUGUGUGGGGGGAGGAAUGGUAAAAAAAGACAAACAAAAAAAAAAAAAGCAUGCGGAUGUUCAUAAAAAUAAGCCAUGUCGAACUGUUACAGAAAUGUAAAUUUGGAUGCGUGUACAGCCUUUUUUUUUUUUUUUUAUGGUUAAAAAAAGAACUGAAUGUAAACCGUGAAACACUCGUGGCAUAGUAUUUUUAAUUUAACGUAAAGACUAUUUUCUGUAAAAAUCUAGUCCAUUGUUUAGAGAUCUGUAACAUGAAAGAUUUCUAUUAGUGUUUCUUCCCCAGUAAUAUUAACUAUAUUAAUAAUGGGUUUAUUCCCGAACAGUUUUUAUGUAGUGGCAUCAGGUGAAAUUUUCUGUUCUCUCCUACUUACACUUACACAGUGUGUGUGUGUGUGCAACAUACACUCCCGUAUGUUUCAUGUAAUUUCUCUUUACAGUCGUCAUUAAAUGCCACAAGGUGGAACCACUUUUUUAUCGAUGUAAUAGUUAAAUAUCUCUAAUUUUCUCACACAUGAAAUACCUCUGGAUAUCAUUCAUAAAGUUUUUUAUCUUUA